Psammomys obesus (fat sand rat) is the source of this 2911-nucleotide messenger RNA. RefSeq names its product dynein cytoplasmic 1 intermediate chain 1 (gene Dync1i1). The transcript has 13 exons. The record is from RefSeq and is a predicted model, not a curated record. Gene Ontology annotation, biological process: transport along microtubule. NCBI's taxonomy places the organism in Eukaryota, Metazoa, Chordata, Mammalia, Rodentia, Muridae. The coding region runs from base 1 to 1608 and encodes 535 amino acids. Gene Ontology annotation, cellular component: cytoplasmic dynein complex. Gene Ontology annotation, molecular function: dynein light chain binding; dynein heavy chain binding.
AUGCCCAAAACACCGCCUGCAGGUGUAGUGGUCACUUCACAGUGCCCGGAGAUCCCUGGGCCUCACACACGUUGGCGGAAGGUUGACCUGAAACGGAGAAGACUGCACAAGCUGGGCGUGUCAAAGGUGACCCAGGUGGAUUUCCUGCCUAGGGAAGUAGUGUCCUACUCCAAGGAGACACAGACUCCCCUCGCCACUCACCAGUCUGAAGAGGAUGAGGAAGAUGAGGAGAUGGUGGAACCCAAAAUUGGUCAUGAUUCUGAACUGGAAAAUCAAGACAAAAAGCAGGAGGCAAAGGAAGCCCCUCCAAGAGAGCUGACAGAGGAAGAAAAGCAGCAGAUCCUACACUCGGAGGAAUUCCUCAUCUUCUUUGACCGGACGAUCCGAGUGAUUGAAAGAGCGCUAGCUGAGGAUUCCGACAUCUUUUUUGACUACAGUGGUCGAGAGUUGGAGGAGAAAGAUGGGGAUGUUCAGGCCGGAUCCAACCUUUCUUUCAGUCGUCAGUUCUAUGAUGAGCAUUGGUCCAAGCAUCGAGUGGUCACUUGCAUGGACUGGUCUCUCCAGUACCCCGAGCUGAUGGUUGCUUCUUACAACAACAAUGAAGAUGCUCCCCAUGAGCCAGAUGGCGUGGCCCUGGUUUGGAACAUGAAGUUCAAGAAAACCACACCAGAAUAUGUUUUCCACUGCCAGUCCUCUGUGAUGUCAGUCUGCUUUGCCCGUUUUCAUCCUAAUUUGGUGGUUGGUGGCACCUAUUCAGGCCAGAUUGUCCUCUGGGACAAUCGCAGUCAUCGAAGGACCCCUGUCCAGCGGACCCCCUUGUCAGCUGCUGCACACACACACCCUGUGUACUGUGUCAAUGUUGUUGGGACCCAGAAUGCUCACAACCUCAUCACUGUCUCUACUGAUGGCAAGAUGUGUUCCUGGAGCCUGGACAUGCUCUCAACCCCACAGGAGAGCAUGGAGCUGGUGUACAAUAAGUCCAAGCCUGUCGCUGUUACGGGAAUGGCUUUCCCAACGGGAGAUGUCAACAACUUCGUGGUUGGCAGCGAGGAAGGUACCGUCUACACAGCUUGUCGUCAUGGAAGCAAAGCAGGCAUCGGUGAGGUCUUUGAAGGUCACCAAGGGCCAGUGACAGGUAUUAACUGCCACAUGGCAGUGGGCCCCAUCGACUUUUCUCAUCUGUUUGUCACAUCAUCAUUCGACUGGACUGUCAAACUGUGGACCACAAAGCACAACAAGCCGCUCUACUCCUUUGAAGACAAUGCGGACUAUGUAUACGAUGUCACGUGGUCCCCUGUGCAUCCCGCGCUCUUUGCCUGCGUGGACGGGAUGGGGCGCUUGGACCUCUGGAACCUCAACAGUGACACCGAGGUGCCAACAGCAACCGUGGCCGUGGAGGGUGCGUCUGCCCUAAACCGCGUUCGCUGGGCACAAGGUGGCAAGGAGGUUGCAGUCGGGGACUCGGAAGGCCGCAUUUGGAUCUACGACGUUGGGGAGCUUGCCGUUCCCCACAAUGACGAAUGGACACGAUUUGCCCGGACCCUGGUGGAGAUUCGCGCCAACAGGGCUGACAGCGAAGAGGAAGGGGCUGUUGAGUUAGCGGCCUAGAUGUGUGGUGGCGAGCCUGCCGCGGUGCCCCCACCCCCCAUCCUUCCGUGCUAGAACGCAGAGUCUGCAGUCCAGGCCUCCAUGCUAUGUUUGGCGUCCUCUCAGUAGGAGUGUCUCUGUGGCGUUUUGGGUGCCAUACUGUGCAGUGUUACCCCGUGUAUUCCACGUGUACCGAUCCACCCGAAACCCACCAACAGCAUCUCUACCUUUGUGUCUCUGUCUCAAAAACAAAAGGGGGAGGGAAGCCUGGGGGGGGGGGGGUUAGUUGUUGCCUUUUAACUACUUGGUAGCUGUGUUUAAUAGCUGGAAACCUCUGGUUGAAUUUGUGCUUACAUGUACUUCUGGCAUAGUCCUAUUAAAUCCAUAUGAAGCCAGAUAUGAUUGGGUGCAGAUGUGGUGUGCCUCAUGAUAUGGUCCAGGGCCAAAGACUCGAGAUGUGGUGUUUUACAUGGUGGCUCACAUUAUGAAUGGAUUUACUACAAGAACGUUGCUGCUCCUUAUUUAUUGUAACGUGCUGCAUGGAACAUAUUUAUUUGAAAGCAUUAAAAUAAACGAUCUUAGAGCAUGUGCGUAAUCAGAGGACUGUAUUCUCUCUGCUGCUGCCGAGGUUACAUUAAGUUCCAAAUAACAAUUACAGUAUGCCAGUUCCACUGAGAACACGGAGUCUUUCGAGGUUUGUUGCAGUGAGUGGAACGAAUUUUAAUGCCUAUUAUUUCUAGGUACUUUAACAAUAUUUCAAAUAUAGUUGACCACGGAUACUUGUCAUUCAAGCUGGCACAGCCCUCCAAAAGUCUGCGGUUCCUAAAUAUGACACUGGUAUUACCAAUCAAAUGUUCCCAACCAGGUUUGUAUCGCCGUGGGUAAAUGUUUGCUUCGUAGAAAACCUGACACGCAGUAUGCUUUGACAAGGGAUUGGUGAGAUACGUGCGGACGGACCAUGUGAAAGACUGAACAUGACUGACAUGGGGCCAAUCUGGUGCCCUUAAAUCAAAGCUCCUACUUUGAUUUUUUUAUAGGGCUACGUGUGUGGUUUUGUUGUCGUCGUUGUUUCUUUUUAACGGUUAUUUGUUUGUUUUUUGGGGAUAGAUACUCCCUUGCCUCUGUCACCAAAGGCACUGAGUUGAAAAACCAUGUUCCAUGGUGGAAUAAGAAAGCGCAGGUUGAGAUAGACAAAUGCUGUAUGCUCUACAAAUGUCUACUUUGAAAUUCACACUAGAAAUUAUGUUAAUUACUAUCAAACUAGAGAAUAUACCUAUAAGCAGCUUUAAUCAUUCUCCUCAAGGGUUAUCUCAUUGCGAGAGAG